UGGAAUAAUUUUUUGUCUGAUAUUUGUCAGACGAAUGGCAAUUCAUUGAGACAACAGAGGAAAAGGAAUCCAGGAUGGAUGGCUUAGUUAAACAGAAAGGUGUAUUUAAAAAGCAUAAUAAGGCAAUUGACACCAAGAAGAAGAAUGGGUUGAUUAACACAAGGAACUUAAUGGCUGAAAACAGGGAGGGGUUGGUAUCUGUGUAUCCAACUGCUCAGUAUCAGGGUCGGCCAGUUGGGACUCUCUAUCCCCCAAAUGACCCAAUACAACAGCUUCUUGACCCCAGUGCUCUGCCACAGACAGUAGAAUCCCGCUAUCAUCCAAACAUCAUCCUCUAUUCAGAAAGCAUGCUUCGAUCCUGGGGAGAAAGCCUGAGUACAGAAUGCUGUGAAACAACCUUUAUUGAGGACAAGUCGCCCAUCAAAGGCUGCCUGGAUUAUCCUGAAGGCAAAUUUGUCAGUCUAUCCACAGAUGAGAUUAAGAUCCAGACCCUCUCCUAUGAUGUGGAAGACGAAGAAGAUGAUGACGAUGAUGAUGACUUCCAAGAACUAGAGAGUGAUUAUUCAAGUGACACUGAAAGUGAAGAUCAUUUCCUUAUGAUGCCGCCCAGGGAUCAUCUUGGACUCAGUGUGUUCUCCAUGCUGUGUUGUUUUUGGCCAUUGGGAAUAGCUGCUUUCUAUUUGUCACAUGAGACAAACAAAGCCAUUGCUAAAGGGAAUUUCCACCAAGCAAGCUCCAGUUCACGGAGAGCUCUCUUCUUGGCUGUGCUAUCCAUCACCAUUGGAACAGGCAUCUAUGUAGGAGUUGCUGUAGCACUCAUAGCUUAUUUAUCCAAAAACAACCACAUAUGAAUUUGACAAAUUAGACUGCUACAGAAAGCUAUAGAGGAAUGAAAACCGUACCUUUCAAAUACAAAUAGUUUCAAGAGUGACAAGGGCUGCCAUAAAUUUAUACAAUCUGAAUUCCGAAGGAAAAAAAUUCUGGUUCUUCUUUACUUUUCUGAUUUAUUUUUAGUAUUGGCAAAACUGUUAUUGCAAGAAAGCCAUGGGCAUUUCCAAGUAUCAAAAGGUAGCUUCAGACCUUGUUUGUAAUUUGUUUCUAGUCUAAAUUAGACUCAACUCCAAAUUUGGGGAUCACCUGUCAAAAAGUAAGAGUCAUCUGAAGUUACAAAACUAAAGGUGGAGGGUCUGAAAGUGGUUUUGCUAUCCCAGAAAGCUAAUUUUGGAUUUUGGAUGACUAAGAACUAGUAACUGACUUAGUGCUUAUCCAUGAUUAAAAUACAAACAAAGCUGCAGAAUCAAUGUAAUGUAGGAAUAGCAAGAGACUGACAGUUCUUUUAUUCAGUCAUAAUCAGAAAAGGGCCACCCCUGAGCCAAAUGAAAUGCAGUAGCUGAGGUGGCAGAUUUUGGUGUUAUAAGGAACAGCAGAAUGGGAAAGUGGGGGUUCCAGUUAUACUAUAAAGGUGUUACAUACUUUGCAUAAACUGCAGUGGAAUACACAGCAGCUGUACAACACAUAACAGGGGUCUUGUGCAACCUUGUUCUUUAACUCUGUGUAGCUUACACAGGAAUAUUUCUACAUGGAUGGUUCAUUAAUGAUUUCAUUGGACAGCUUUGAAGUCAAAGCAUCUUGCGCUGGUUGGCCCUGGUCCUAUCCCUGCCGCCAAAAAAACUCGCUUACAAAGCAUGCUAUUCUUUCUGGCAGCAUCUCUUUUCCAGAGAGGAUUUUCUUUCAGCAAGUAAAAUAUAAGAAGCCCAUCCGUAAAAGUCAUGGCAAGGCAUGAAGUAUCUAUCACUGAGAAACCAGCCUACUGGCACAAAAAUGUUUUCUUCGCUUACAGACUCACAUCAGAGAAAAGCUGGAAUAUGUUGGAAAAUGUCUCUUGGUACAAAACAUGAAUAAGCAAUGGUCAUAUUGUAAAGAAUGUAUUUAAUAUUAA
Molecule: messenger RNA, 1939 nt
Organism: Thamnophis elegans (Western terrestrial garter snake)
Lineage: Eukaryota; Metazoa; Chordata; Lepidosauria; Squamata; Natricidae
Gene: SYNDIG1
Product: synapse differentiation inducing 1
Exons: 3
Coding region: 75-851 (258 amino acids)
Biological process (GO): positive regulation of synapse assembly; synaptic vesicle clustering
Cellular component (GO): excitatory synapse; postsynaptic density membrane; synaptic vesicle membrane
Source: RefSeq, a predicted model, not a curated record